AUGAGAAGUAUAACUACGGGCAACACUAUUGUGGAACUUCGUGAGAUAUUUGGUAGAUGGGGGUUACCUGUAACAUUGGUGUCGGAUAAUGGCGCUCAAUUAACGUCACAUGUAUUUACCACAUUUUUAAAAAUGGUGUGUAAGAGGCCAGAUAAGACAAUAAAAAAAUACAAUGGCAGUCAGAAUAAGGUUUUUAAGGAAGGUGACGAUGUAAUGAUCAAAAGUUACAAACAUUGGAAUAAGGAAUCUUGGUUAAAAGCAACAAUAAAGAGAGUACUAGGUACUAAAAGAUACGAAUGUGAAUCGAACGAUAAUAAAACAUACAUUAGACACGUUGAUCAAAUGAUCGAUGCGACAAUUGUUGAAACGGAAACACGAAAACAGGAUAGCGAAAAGGAGGUAGUUAGUCCCACGGUUAGGUAUGAUAAUAAUAUUAAAAAAAGAACAAGAAACAUGCCAAGCAAACUAAAAGAUUUUAUUUUUAAUUAA
Macrosiphum euphorbiae (potato aphid) is the source of this 489-nucleotide messenger RNA. The record is from the annotation of a GenBank genome assembly. NCBI's taxonomy places the organism in Eukaryota, Metazoa, Arthropoda, Insecta, Hemiptera, Aphididae.